UACACGGUGCGAGUGCCCGAGGACGUGCCCGUGGGCUCCACGCUGCUCAGCGUCACCGCCACCGAUCCCGACGACGGAACCAACGGGGCUGUACUGUAUUCAUUUCCCGAGAUUUCUGAUAAAGCUUCGAAUAUAUUCCAUCUAGAGCCAAAAACGGGAGCGAUCACGUUGGUGAGGAACCUGGACUUCGAGGAAGCCGAUUUGUAUGAACUCAGAGUGCGGGCUAAGGACGGAGGAUCCCUAUCGAACACGGCGAGGGUGUCGAUCUCGGUGACGGACGUGAACGACAACGCGCCCGAGAUUUCGGUGCGGUCGGCGCUGAGCGAGAUCUCGGAGGACGCGGCGCCGGGGACGGUGGUGGCCCUGCUGCACGUGCAGGACCGCGACUCGGGCGCCAACGGGGAGGUACGGUGCAGCCUGGGCGAGAGCGUGCCGUUCCGUCUGGAGCGGGCGCUGGACGACUACUACAGCGUGGUGACGGCGCGGGAGCUGGACCGCGAGCGGGCGUCGGAGUACAACGUGACGGUGCGGGCGGCGGACGGCGGGUCGCCGGCGCU
Messenger RNA from Meleagris gallopavo (turkey), 557 nucleotides. NCBI's taxonomy places the organism in Eukaryota, Metazoa, Chordata, Aves, Galliformes, Phasianidae. The record is from RefSeq and is a predicted model, not a curated record.